CGUCUGGUAUCUGUAAAAACAGCUCCUCCCAGUGGAGAGGUGUGGUAAUGACUGGAAAGUUCCUGAAGACUCUGGAGCUCCUCCAGUUAGAAUAUAAAAGCGUGGACAGUCCCACAGCUGAGACAGAAGACAACACAAGAAGAACAGACACUUUAACAGUGUUUCAUCUCACAACAAGAAGAAUCAACUCCAAACCCACACUGAAGAUGCUGUGCUCUCGUGGAUCCCAGUCUGGCCUCAGUCCACUCAUGCUCGUCCACUGGCCUGUGCGCAGUCUGUGGCCAGAGGUUAGACCUCAGCUCUACCAGCAGCAUCUACUGCAGAGACACCUGCAGGAGCUGUGCAGCAGUCUGGAGCUGAUGGACACACUUCAACAGCAGAUCCUGGAGGAGGAGGAGAAGAAGAAGAAGUCUGUCCAAAGCAGUGAGACCAUGCAGCCAGUUUCCUUCCAGCUGGAGAAACAUGGAGACAACUUUGGCCUGAUCCUGAACACUGAAGGCUUUUCUCCAGAGGAGCUGUCUGUCAGGCAGGUGGGCAGGAAGCUGAGAGUCAGCGGCAAGACGGAAAAGAAGCAGGAGGACGGGAACGGCUCCUACUCUUACAGACUCCAGGAGUUCAGACAGGAGUUUGAUCUGCCUCAAGGUGUGAACCCUGAAGCCGUCACCUGCUGCCUGAGUCCAGAUGGGAAGCUCCACAUCCAGGCAGCCAGAGCUCCAUGUGCUGAGGAGGCUGAGAGAGAGCUGAGCAUCCAGAGGAGCACGGAGGAGAAAACACAGCAGAGUGAGUCUUCACACACAGAAGACAACAACAGCAGCAGCAGCAGCAGCAGCUGAGAGGAGCUCAGAGACACACGACAGCAGCACACAGGACAAACCUGGACAAAUGGACUGAUCACAGUGUUACUGUGUCUCUGUCAAACAUCAUGUUUUCAUACUAACGUUACAUAUUGAUGGUGAUGGUGAAUUCUGAUUCUCUGUAUUAAUGAGUAAAUAAGUAAAAUAAUUAUAUGUAAGUCUACGCAAUUGAAGUGAAACUGUUUCCAAUAAUUGUUUGUUUUAUAACAGGAAGUGUGAUCAAUAAAAAUAUAUUUUUUUAAA
Solea solea (common sole) is the source of this 1097-nucleotide messenger RNA. Its product is annotated as heat shock protein 30-like. Gene Ontology annotation, biological process: response to heat; protein refolding. Gene Ontology annotation, molecular function: protein folding chaperone. The transcript has a single exon. Lineage: Eukaryota; Metazoa; Chordata; Actinopteri; Pleuronectiformes; Soleidae. The coding region runs from base 48 to 833 and encodes 261 amino acids. The record is from RefSeq and is a predicted model, not a curated record.